Molecule: messenger RNA, 1659 nt
Organism: Exophiala aquamarina CBS 119918
Lineage: Eukaryota; Fungi; Ascomycota; Eurotiomycetes; Chaetothyriales; Herpotrichiellaceae
Product: glycylpeptide N-tetradecanoyltransferase
Exons: 2
Coding region: 1-1659 (552 amino acids)
Biological process (GO): N-terminal peptidyl-glycine N-myristoylation
Cellular component (GO): cytoplasm
Molecular function (GO): glycylpeptide N-tetradecanoyltransferase activity
Source: RefSeq, a predicted model, not a curated record
AUGGCUGAAUCCCACCCAGUUGGAGCCCCGCUCCAGGGACAAGACACGCAACUAGAAUCCGACUCUGAAAAUGAAGAACAAAUACAGGAUCAGCAACCAGAUACCGCUGAAGGCUCCGCCACCUCCAAGCCUAAGAAAAAAAAGAAGAAGUCCAAGAAGUCCAAAUUGGUAAAUGCUCUUACAGGCAAGCAGGAGGACACCUCUUCUGAACCCGCGGAGGCCUCUACAUCCAAAUCUGCCCCGAAGUUGGACGAUGCUACUAUCAAGACCCUGCUCGACGUCAAUCCUGCGCUGAAAGGAGAAUUGGCUGGCCUGCCACCCGAGAAAGCACAGGAGGUUUUGAAGAAGUUGAAUGUGUCAGACCUACUGACUGGGCUUACCAUCAACGGAAAGAACCAAAAAGAUAUGGCUUCGUACAAAUUCUGGUCAACCCAGCCUGUAUUGCGCUUUGACGAGAGGCCGGAUGACGAGAAGCCGGAUGGUCCAAUCAAACCAGUCAUUCCAGAACUGGUCCCCAAGGACGCGGCGCCGUUACCGGAAGGAUACGAAUGGGUGGAGCUUGACCUAAACAAUGAAACUGAAGUCAAAGAAGUCUACAACCUUCUUUCUUUGCACUAUGUCGAGGACGAUCAUGCUAUGUUCCGUUUUAAUUACUCGGCCGUUUUUUUGGACUGGGCUCUGAAGUCCCCCGAGUACAAGAAGAGUUGGCAUAUUGGUGUGCGAGCCAAAGGGGCUAACCGAGUCCUUGUGGCCAGUAUUUUUGGAAUACCAAUCAAAUUGAGGAUACGUGAGAAUAUCUUAGAUGUUGUUGAAAUCAAUUUCAUGUGUGUCCACAAGAAGUUGAGAUCGAAGCGAUUGGCACCCGUUCUCAUCAAGGAAGUCACCAGGAGAUGUCAUUUGGUUGGAGUCUACCAAGCUAUCUAUACUGGUGGUGCGAUUCUACCCACCCCAGUAGGAAGUGCCCGAUAUUUCCACAGAAGCCUUGAUUGGUUGAAAUUAUAUGAGGUUGGCUUUUCUCCCUUACCACCCAACAGCACACAGGCGAAGAUGAUUGUCCGAAAUCAGUUGCCGACUACCACGAGCACGGAAGGACUCAGAUUAAUGCAGGAGAAGGACAUCGACGGGGUGCAUGACCUUCUCACACGCUACCUCAACCGAUUCGACCUGGUCCAAGAAUUCACCAAAGAAGAGAUCAAACACUGGUUUUACAACUCGCAGAAACCCGAGGACCAAGUUGUCUGGUCGUUUGUGGCUGAAGGAGAAAACGGAAAAAUCACCGAUUUUGGCAGCUUUUACUGUCUGGAGAGCAGCGUCAUUGGAGACAUGAGCAAAAAGCACCCAAACAUUCGUGCUGCUUACCUCUAUUACUAUGCCACCGAGCACGCUUUCAACCCCAAGGAGAAAGGCUUAAAGGAGAGGCUUCUAGUGCUGAUUAAUGAUUUGCUCAUUGAAGCGAAGAAGGCCAAAUUCGAUGUCUUCAAUGCCUUGACCUUGCACGACAACCCUCUGUUCCUUGAGCAAUUGAAGUUCGGUGCCGGAGACGGCUCACUUCAUCACUACUUGUACAACUGGCGAACGAAGCCUAUCAAUGCUGGAGUCGACAGUAAAAACCGACCAGACGAGUCCAAGAGAGGUGGCAUUGGCAUUGUUUUGUUGUAA